This is a messenger RNA of Coregonus clupeaformis (lake whitefish), 763 nucleotides long. Its product is annotated as 2-hydroxyacyl-CoA lyase 1-like. The record is from RefSeq and is a predicted model, not a curated record. Gene Ontology annotation, biological process: fatty acid alpha-oxidation. Bases 362 to 763 code for a protein of 133 amino acids. Gene Ontology annotation, cellular component: peroxisome. Gene Ontology annotation, molecular function: thiamine pyrophosphate binding. The transcript has 7 exons. Lineage: Eukaryota; Metazoa; Chordata; Actinopteri; Salmoniformes; Salmonidae.
UCAUGACUGCUAUUGCACGGCUCAUGUCCACACUUCUGUACAAUAGGGGGCAGUAAUGCACCAUAACGUUGGAUGCCAACUGCCUAUAAACCCCACUGAAGAAGAAAAAGCUACUCAUGUAAUGCAUGCUGGAAAGCAGACAAAAACUAAUGAUUUGCAAGAGAUCUAAACAAGAUUUAUAAGCUACUGAACAACAAGUCCAAGAAAUCAUUGCUAACCGCGUUUGCACUUUGAACAGAUUUCUCGACAAUAAUAAUGGAAGAUGUGACUGGGGCUCAGCUCAUUGCAGAGGCACUAAAAGCUCAGUCCAGGUGCGUGUCUGGUUGUGUCUGGACCGGGACUCAUCCAUGCACUUGGUGGAAUGGCCAACGCUAACAUGAACUGCUGGCCUGUGAUUGUUAUUGGAGGCUCCUCCGAUCAAAACCAAGAGACCACUGGGGCGUUUCAAGAGUUUCCACAGGUGGAGGCAUGCAGAUUGUACAGUAAGUUCUCUGCUAGGUCUAGCAGUCUGGAUAUGAUCUCCUCAGUGGUAGAGAAGGCAGCACGCACUAGCAUGUAUGGACGUCCAGGUGCUGUAUACGUAGACAUAUCUGGGGACAUGGUCAAUGCUAAAUUGGACAGGAGCAGAGCCAGAGAGGUGCCCUGUAGUCCACCUCCUCCUGUGAGUAUGGCUGACCAUAUGGCGAUCACAGAAGCACUGGCGGUCCUGAAAGGAGCCAAACGGCCUUUACUCAUCAUUGGCAAAAGUCUGGGGAGAUGCUAA